GGUGAGCCGACUGAAAGUGCCGGAGUUUUCCUGCUCCUCCAUCGUAACCCUUGCCAUCCGUGCAUACAUUUUCAUCACUCCAUCUCCUUCAUUCGUACAUACCAACCAUCUUGCUCCCCACCAGACUGACCAGCUGUAAUCACGGUUCCCCGGGCCCACAGGAGCUGUCAUGGAGUCUUCACCAGGACCCAAAAAACAACCCGCCCAAGGCCUCUUCCAAUGCUCGAUGUGCCAACGCACCUUUGCAAGGGUCGAUCACCUCUCCCGACACGUCCGAUCUCAUCUCCAGGAAAGGCCAUUCCAAUGCCAGAGAUGUGACAAGGCUUUCGGCCGGCUGGAUCUCCUUAAAAGACAUGCCGCCUGCCAUGAAGACAGCGAAACUGGCAGCAAAAGGCAAAGACAACAGCAUAGUCAGGCACAAAGGGUGUCACAGGCUUGCAAGGGCUGUGCCACGGCCAAACUCAAGUGCGAAGAUAAAAAGCCGUGUGGGAGAUGCCGGCAGAAAGACAUUGCCUGCGAACCAGACAGCCGUCAUCCUGCGAAACAGGCGAAGCAUGACGGAGCACAGUCAUCUCUAAACAUUACCCCCCCGGGCCGUUCACCUGCCAAUACACCCCCAGAAUUGGCUGCUGCCGUGGUCGGGAUGGCUUCAGUCGACCAGGCGGCGAAAUUGUCCAGCCAAAACUCCGUGGUACACAGUCAAGUCUUCCCGCAAUCCGACAUUCCGAGUGCGCCGACUUUCGGCUUUCCCGAACACGAAAUGUCCGGUUUCCUCAGGGGAGUAAUGACACCGUCUCAUCCUAGCUCUCUGUGCCCCUAUGCCCCUCCGACGUGGCCGGACCUAAAUGCUGGUAUUGGAGACGGCGGCCUCCUCGAUUUCACUACCGAGGGUUUUGACCUUGACGACGCGGACAUGGGCUUUGUGGCCCAAUUAUGCAGCGACUUCCACGGCAUUGAUUCUCAUCAUCCGCAACUUCAGGUACCCCGGCAGGCACCUGAGACAAUGGGGCUAGGCAACACCCGGAGGCACUCGGCGGCACUCGGAGCUGAAGCUUACAAGAGAUCUUCAUUCGGUGUCUGGCAUCCGGCGCAGCACGACCACGGAGGCGCAGAGCUCGAGAACCUUUCCGCUCCGAGUGCCGCCGACGGUUCCCCCGAGACCCAGAUAGCAAUCGAUUACCGUUGUGUUGGAGAGAACUUGGACCGGACCACGAGAGACGAGUUCCUGGCCAUGAUACUUCGCACCUGCAAACCCGAGAAGUUGCAGUAUGUCUUGAGGGCAUUUCCCACGCCAGAAUUCCUCGACGAGCUGCUCCAGAGUUUCUUCUCCCAUCACUACCAAAAAAAAGACUCCUUCAUCCACAUCCCGUCUUUCAGACCAAAUCAACAGAAGCCGGAACUCCUCGGGGCCAUCGCAGCCGCUGGCGCCACCUUGACCGAUAUAAGAUCCUUGCAUAAACUCGGGUUUGCCAUGCAAGAGGCAGUGCGCGCGACGAUACAGGACAGAUGUGAGGAGUCGAACGCAAUGACGAGGGAACUCUGGAUCCUCCAGGCCUUCAUUUGUGAGCUUGAGAUUGGGCUCUGGAGCGGCAUCAAGCGGAAGAUGGAGAUAGCCGAGAGUCAACCCCAGAUCGUGUUCACGAUGCUUCGACGUGCUGGCAGAUUCCACAGGCUGAAGCAGAUGUCAUCCACACCACUUCCCGAGGACACGGGCGAGACCUUGCAUCGGCAAUGGCUCGAAUGGGUGGAGCAGGAGAGUCUCAAGCGGCUUGCAUUUCACGCAUUCCUCCUCGAUGCGCAGAUCAGCAUGGCGAUGCUGACCAACCCCAUCAUCUCAUACGCGGAACUGGCCAUCCCCUUACCGGAAUCGCAGGAUCUGUGGAUGGCCGAAGACGCCGAGCAGUGGAAGGCUCUCUAUCUCGGGCGAUCCAGACCGCCGCAACAUCAGCAGCCUAGCCUGGCCCAUUUCCUACGUGAGCCCAUCGAAGUCCCGGAGUACUAUGACCAGGAUUUCUCUCACCAGAUCAUCCUCCACGGGAUGUGGGGGAUGAUAUGGCAGCAUUCCCAACUGCUUUCGGCGCUUGGAAAGCUCGGGCAGCCGCAGGCCGCCAUUGCACUGCGACACCAAGAUAUCCAACAGGCAGUCCAGCAUUUCCGAAUCAACCUAUCUGCGGGCCAUGUUUCCCCUUGUCCCGAGACCAGCCUCGUCCUCGAGCUGCUGCCGAUGUACCUGCACUCGUCGCUCGCGGAGAUCCAGCUCUUUGCCGGCAAGGAGGGUCUCGACGACGCCCGCCGUGUGCUCCCGUCUCUCCAACGAUGGGUGGACGGCUCCGAUUCGCGGCAGGCAAUCUGGCACGCCGGCCAGGUCCUCCGCGCCGCAAGAGGAUUCCGCACCAAGCAGCUCCGCGGCUUCUUCAUCAUUGCCGUGUACCAUGCGAGCCUCGCCAUUUGGACAUAUGGCGUCAUCGCGCAGGCCAAGGAUGCCGCCGCCCGGGAGGGACAGAAGACUACGAGCGAGACGCGUCUCGUGUGCCUGGAUGGACCCGAGACUCCAGCGAUACAGCAGUUUAUAACAAUGGGGAAGGGUAUUCCGAGCAUUACCCGCGCCCAUGGUGACGGCACCUCGGCUACAAGCACGAUCCCCCUCUCAGACCAGGACGCGGUCAUGAGUGUGGUCUUGGCGACACUCAAGACAACACCCUUGCCUGGCUGCAAUCUUUGCCCCAAGAUGCCGAACCCAAUUAGACAUGACCUACACACCAUCGACGAGACGUCGUUCCCCUACGUUUACGAGCAAAAUGCCACCAUCGAACUCAAAUCCUGCGACGGACUCGUCCGGUGCAACAUACAUCGUCCGAAAGGUUCCGGCCCCGAGCAGAGAGUUCCUGUCCUAGUCACCUAUGGCCCCUACGGAAAGGAUACGCCCUAUGGAGAUUUUCAUGCGAAAUCCUUCUCUGAAGUUAAUCCCCAGCACAAGUCGGCGCAUUCGGCCUGGGAGACGCCGGACCCAGGCUUCUGGACCAGCCACGGAUAUGCCAUCGUACGUGCAGACGAACGCGGCAUUGGCCAGUCCCGUGGCAGACUUGACACCAUGUCUCGCGGGACCAGCGAAGCCUUCUUCGAAGUCAUAGAGUGGUGCGCCGACCAGGCCUGGUCCAGCGGCAAAGUCGGCCUUCUCGGAAUCAGCUACUACGCCGGAAGUCAAUGGCGGGCCGCUGCCCGGAGGCCAAAGGGUCUCGCCGCCAUGAUUCCCUGGGAGGGCAUGUCGGACUACUACCGCGAUCGUUGCCGCCAUGGGGGGAUCUUAUCAAACAACUUCAUCAAGUUUUGGUGGAAUCGACAGGUUGUGGCAAAUCAGUACGGCAGGCCGCGAGAUGAGGCAAUUUUCAAGGUCAAAGACAUCGCAGGAGACGGACCGAUGCGACCGAAGUCGGCACCUGAGUCAGCUGAGGGCAAUCUGCCCGAGGAGGAGCGCGCCAACAACCGCCAAGACCAAACGAUUGACAACCAGAAAUAUCGUUUCCGCGACGAGGAAUACUACGCUUCCAAGGAAUACGACAUGGGCGACAUCCAGGUUCCGCUACUGUCCGUGGGCAACUGGGGCGGUAUUUUGCUGCAUCUUCGUGGCAACAUCGAAGGUUACGUCCACGCAGGCUCGGAACGGAAAUGGCUGCGCGUCAUCACCGGUCGUCAUGAUCUGCCAUUCUACUACGACCAGGAGGUUGACAUCCAACUCUCAUUCCUCGAUGCCUUCCUCAAGAAUGAGGACCGUUCAGGGUGGACAACAGGACAGGUCCCCCCGGUGGACUUGGUCCUGCGAAAGGGUGACGUCGGUUUCAACAACCCCAAAGCUGAGAGCACAUACCCCCGCCGCACGGAGAAUGAAUGGCCCAUCGCCCGCACGCAGUGGACAAAGUGGUAUCUCACGCCGCAGAUGACUCUAACCGCAGAUGUGGGCCAAGCCCAAGCGGCGAGCGCGAGACGGCAAAAGCUCACGUACGAGGCACUCGGAACGCUAGACAAUCCGCGGCUCAUUCAGUUUUCCACGGAUCCCUUCAAGCAAGAGACCGAGAUUACCGGCAAUAUCGUGGCGCAUCUCGCAGUCAGUGCCACCCCUCAGCCAAACGGGCCCACUCCGUCCGAUAUCGACUUGUUCGUCACGCUACGCCACAUUUCUCCCCAGGGAAACGAAGUGUUCUACACUGGCACAGCAGGUGACCCCGUCCCGGUAACCAAGGGCUGGCUAAGAGUUAGCUUGCGGAAGGUUGCCACCGAGCAUCCCAAACGCCGGCCCUACCUGCCCUGGAGGGAGUAUCUGAGCACCGACGUAACCCCUGUCAUCGUCGGGGAGAUCUACGAGGUCGAUGUCGAGGUGUGGCCAACUUGCGUUGUACUUGAGAAAGGUGCAAAGCUGGUAUUAGAAGUGGCAAGCGGGGACACUCAGGGGUCAGGGAUCUUCAGACAUGACGAUCCGAUUGACAGGGCUCCGAGCAAGUUCCAGGGUCUCAACCACGUCUGCUUCAGGCCAGAAGCACUGAACUAUGUGAUGUUGCCUGUUAUCCAGCCCAAGGAGACGUGACACCGUCAUGGAGUUGUUUGGGAUUCUGUGAAGUAGGGUUGGUGUUCGAGAUGCAUCAAGGGCAUAUUACUUCCUCGUGGGGAUGGGGAUGACAAUGGAUCCAUUACGACGUAAUUAUAAAUGCCAGGUCUCUCCAUAUAUCCUCUAGACCCAAUUAGAUAGAUGCACGCUGCUCCUGCAGUAAUUGAACAGUUAUAAUCCCGG
Molecule: messenger RNA, 4783 nt
Organism: Phialemonium atrogriseum
Lineage: Eukaryota; Fungi; Ascomycota; Sordariomycetes; Cephalothecales; Cephalothecaceae
Exons: 9
Coding region: 170-4579 (1469 amino acids)
Biological process (GO): regulation of DNA-templated transcription; DNA-templated transcription
Molecular function (GO): DNA binding; DNA-binding transcription factor activity, RNA polymerase II-specific; zinc ion binding
Source: RefSeq, a predicted model, not a curated record